UGACACCAAAGAAUAUUAUUUUGGUUUGAGCGGAUAAUCAUUGCCAUAAUUCAACCAGAAGUCUUCUUCUAUCUUCACUUCCCCCUAACUGUGAAUUCCAACAUCAUGCUUCACUAGUCUAAUCAGAGGAUGGAAGCUGAUGUUUCCAUCCUACUUUAAAUAAACCCAUGUUGAAUCAUUGGAUCUUCUCCUGCUUUUUCUGUUUCACUGCUUCAUGUGUGUUUGCUAAUGUUCUUUUGUUGGGGAAUAAUCUUACUUUGUCUUUUGAGGAUAUAGAAGCUAACUUUGCUCCACCGGUGAAAGGGUCUGGGGAAUGUGGAACACUGUUUCUAGCGGAGCCGUUGGAUGCGUGUGCCCCGUUGACUAAUAAGUUGAUCAAAGAAAGCGAAACACAGCCGUUUGUGUUAAUAGUUAGAGGUGUAUGUAGCUUUGAGGAUAAAGUUCGAAGAGCGCAGGUUGCAGGAUUCAAGGCGGCGAUUAUUUAUAAUAAUGAUGAUAGUGAUCUGGUUGCAAUGGCAGGGACUGGAACGGGUAUAAAGAUACAUGCAGUAUUUGUUUCAAAAUCAUCAGGCUUAAAACUCAGCACGUAUGCGGGUACAAGCGAUAUGGAAGUAUGGAUUAUUCCAAGCUUUGUGAACUCAGCAUGGUCAAUCAUGGCAAUAUCUUUUAUUUCGUUGCUGGCUAUGUCAGCUGUGCUGGCAACCUGUUUCUUUGUGCGUAGGCAUCGGAUAAGACGAGGCCGCCCUCAAGCUCCUCGUGUUCGCGAAUUCCACGGGAUGAGUAGCCGCUUAGUCAAAGCUAUGCCCAGCCUAAUAUUUACCGCUGUUUUAGAAGAUAAUUGCACUUCAGCUACUUGUGCUAUCUGUCUUGAAGAUUAUAAUGUUGGGGAUAAACUUAGAAUUCUUCCAUGCAGACACAAAUUUCAUACGAUUUGCGUGGACGCGUGGCUGACUUCGUGGAGAACAUUUUGCCCCGUUUGCAAGCGCGAUGCAAGGACGGCCAACGGUGAGCCACCAGCCUCAGAACGCACACCGUUACUUUCAUCGAAUCCAGGUUCCAUGGCUUCAUUAUCUUCUGCAUAUUCAUCCUCAUACGCGUCAUCAUCACAAGCAAUACAAAUAGGUCAAAGUCAAACAUCACGUACUAACAUUCAUUCCGUCUCAAGCACUCCUUACAGCCGUCACCAAUCCCCUUCCCCUUAUGUUACUCCUUCAAGAAGCUCAUUAGACGUUAGAAACAUUGCAUCAUCUUCACAUAGAUCCCGGGCCUCUUAUUUGAGAUCAUCAAACUCGUUGGGGUACCCUUCUUUAUCGCCUCUAAAUACACGACACCUGUCAUCAUAUUAUCCCAGUCCAGGAAACGCAUCAUCGAGUUAUAUAUGGUCGUCUAGUCAGCAGCCGCACCCUUUGCGCCAUAGUGAUUCCGUUGCUAGCUUUUCUCCCUAUGCCUCGGCUCAUUCCCUUCCAGAAUGUUAGUGUGUACAUUUGAUUCUACUUUUAGUUGAUAUUGUCGUGUUUGGUUGCUACCAGAAUGAUGGUUUUCAUCGUGUGAGAUUGGUGAGUUGUACGUGUACGUUUGAAAGGGGAUGUUAGUAUGAAAGUGAAUAGUUGAUGCUUCUUGACCUUCAGCACGAUUUGAUAUAUACCUUUAUCGUCAUGUUAGAACAGUUU
Helianthus annuus (common sunflower) is the source of this 1670-nucleotide messenger RNA. RefSeq names its product receptor homology region, transmembrane domain- and RING domain-containing protein 2. Bases 168 to 1475 code for a protein of 435 amino acids. The record is from RefSeq and is a predicted model, not a curated record. The transcript is spliced from 4 exons. NCBI's taxonomy places the organism in Eukaryota, Viridiplantae, Streptophyta, Magnoliopsida, Asterales, Asteraceae.